Molecule: messenger RNA, 5940 nt
Organism: Neolamprologus brichardi
Lineage: Eukaryota; Metazoa; Chordata; Actinopteri; Cichliformes; Cichlidae
Gene: myo3a
Product: myosin IIIA
Biological process (GO): peptidyl-serine phosphorylation; sensory perception of sound; regulation of actin filament length
Cellular component (GO): stereocilium tip; myosin complex; filopodium tip
Molecular function (GO): microfilament motor activity; ATP binding; protein serine/threonine kinase activity
Source: RefSeq, a predicted model, not a curated record
AAGAUGUUUCCACGAUCAGGGAAAUCGAUUGUCUUUGACAACUUUCCAGAUCCGACCGACACCUGGGAAAUCAUCGAGACAAUUGGCAAAGGGACCUAUGGAAAAGUCUAUAAGGUGCUUAAUAAAAUAGAUGGAAGUAAAGCAGCUGUGAAGAUACUGGAUCCGAUCCAUGAUAUCGAUGAGGAAAUUGAAGCUGAAUACAACAUCCUCAAAGCUCUUUCUGACCAUGCCAAUGUGGUCAAGUUUUACGGGAUGUAUUACAAGAAGGACAUCAAAUGUGGGGAUCAGCUGUGGCUCGUACUAGAGCUCUGCAAUGGUGGCUCUGUGACAGAUCUGGCCAAGGGCAUGCUGAAGAGAGGAGACAGAAUGGAUGAAUCCAUUAUUGCCUACAUCUUGCACGAGUCCCUCAUGGGCCUCCAACACCUGCACAUCAACAAAACCAUCCACCGUGACGUCAAAGGCAACAACAUCCUAUUGACGACGCAGGGAGGGAUCAAGCUCGUGGACUUUGGUGUUUCAGCCCAGCUGACAAAUACCCGUCUGAGGAGGAACACCUCAGUGGGAACCCCCUUCUGGAUGGCUCCCGAGGUAAUAGCAUGUGAGCAGCAGUUGGACUCCACCUACGACGCCCGUUGUGAUGUCUGGUCCCUGGGCAUCACAGCUAUAGAGCUAGGAGAUGGAGACCCACCCCUCUCUGACCUCCACCCAAUGAGAGCCCUUUUUAAAAUACCCAGAAACCCGCCGCCUACUCUCCACCAGCCGGAGCUCUGGUCAGAUGAGUUUAAUGACUUCAUCUGCAAAUGUCUGAUUAAGGACUUUGAGCUGAGACCGAAUGUGCAAGACCUGCUCCAGCAUGUGUUCAUCAAACAGACUGUCGGCAGAGAGAAAAUCCUGCAAAAACAAUUGAUUGAGCUCAUUGAUCUCAACCAGCAAAUUGGAGUGAUUGAAAAAACAAGCCAUCAUGGAAAGACAGACAGAAGCUCAGACAGUAAUGACAGGCAUGAACGUAUUCAUACCAAAAAAGGAAGCCACAUGAAGACACAGGAUGCAGACGAGGUGGAUGACCUCGCCACCCUUGAGGUUCUAGAUGAGAACACUGUCGCGGAUCAGCUUCAGAAUCGCUAUGGAAAAGAUCAAAUUUACACAUAUGUGGGAGACACCCUCAUUGCAGUCAAUCCUUUCCAUAACAUGGAGAUAUACACGCCUGAGCACACUAAGAUGUACAUAGGAGCUAAGCGUACAGCUAACCCACCACACAUCUUCGCUGUGGCUGAUACUGCCUACCAAUCUAUGGUGUCAUACAAUGCUGAUCAGUGUAUUGUGAUCAGUGGGGAAAGUGGAGCAGGGAAAACAGAGAGUGCUCAUCUGCUGGUGCAGCAGCUGACGGUUCUCGGGAAGGCCAAUAAUAGGACACUCCAGGAGAAGAUCCUGCUGGUCAACAGCUUGGUGGAGGCAUUUGGAAAUGCCUGCACUGUCAUCAAUGACAACUCCAGCCGCUUCGGCAAGUACCUGGAAAUGAAGUUCAACGGUGGUGGAACAGUGGUCGGAGCACAGAUAUCCGAGUAUCUGCUGGAAAAAUCCAGAGUUGUCCACCAGGCGAUGGGGGAGAGGAACUUCCACAUCUUUUACUACAUUUAUGCUGGUCUGGCUGACAGGAAGAAGCUAGCCCACUACAAGCUCUCUGACAGCAAAACACCUAAGUAUCUGUACCACGAGAACAUUAAACUUGGGCCUGACAUAGUGAACAACGCUUCCUACAAGGAGCAGUUUGAUGCAGUCGAGCAGUGUUUCAAAGUCAUUGGAUUCACCCUGGAGGAGCUCGGAAAUGUUUACAGCACACUGGCUGCCAUCCUCAACUCUGGGGACGUUGAGUUUUCUCCAGUUGCCUCAGAGCACCAAACAGACAAGAGCAACAUCUGCAACAUGUCUGUCUUGGAGAACGUGGCAUCUCUGCUUCGUAUCCGCUCAGACGAGCUGCAGGAAGCCCUGACCUCCCACUGUGUUGUGGCCCGCGGAGAGACGAUCGUCAGACCCAACACAGUGGAAAAAGCGGUGGAGGUGAGGGACGCCAUGGGUAAAGCUCUCUACAGCCGCCUCUUCAGCUGGAUUGUCAACCGAAUCAACGCGCUGCUGCGGCCUGACAGCCAAGGAGAGGACGACAAGGGCCUUAACAUCGGCAUCUUGGACAUAUUUGGUUUUGAAAACUUCAAGAAGAACUCCUUCGAGCAGCUCUGCAUCAACAUUGCCAACGAGCAGAUCCAGUUUUACUUCAACCAGCACAUCUUUGCGUGGGAACAGGAUGAGUACCUGAAUGAAGAAGUUGAUGCUCGGAUGAUCGAGUACGAGGACAACCGGCCACUCCUGGACCUGUUCUUGCAGAAGCCCAUGGGGAUGCUGUCACUUCUGGAUGAAGAGAGCCGCUUCCCGCAGGCCACUGACCAGACACUCGUAGAGAAAUUUGAAGGUAAUCUCAAGACAAAAAGCUUCUGGAGGCCAAUGAGGGUUGACCUGGGCUUUGGGAUUCACCACUAUGCUGGAAAGGUGAUUUACAAUGCCGCGGGCUUCUUGGCCAAGAACAGAGAAACCCUUCCAGCUGACAUUAUCCUGCUGCUGCGGUCGUCGGAGAAUGAGCUCAUUCGCAAGCUUGUCACUCACCCCCUCACCAGAACAGGCAACCUUGCCCACACCAAGGGUAAAGGCAUAAACACAAUGCGGAGCCCACGGACCCCGACACGCACCAUCACCCUCGCCAAGCCAGGUGAAUCUGGAGACAUGCCUUGCCACCCUAGAGAAACCACCAACAUGAGAACACAGACAGUGGCCUCCUACUUCAGAUACUCUUUGAUGGACCUUCUGUCCAAGAUGGUGGCAGGUCAGCCUCACUUUGUGCGCUGCAUCAAGCCCAACAACGAUCGCCAUGCCAACAAGUUUGACCGUGAAAAGGUUCUGGUCCAGCUUCGAUACACUGGUGUUCUGGAGACUGCCAAGAUCAGACGCCAGGGUUACUCUCACCGCAUCCUGUUUGCUAACUUCAUUAAGAGGUACUACUUAUUGGCUUACCAUGCUAACGAGGAGCCCGCUGCGACUCCAGAAACAUGUGCUGCAAUACUGGAGAAGGCCAAGCUGGAAAACUGGGCUAUGGGAAAGACAAAGGUGUUUCUCAAGUAUUACCACGUUGAACAUCUGAAUCUGAUGGUACAGCAGACAACACAGCGAAUCAUCCUGGUCCAGGCUUGUGUUCGAGGCUGGCUUGGAGCCAAGAGGUACCGGCGGAUAUUAAAAGAGCGAGAACAAAGUGCCCUGGUGCUGCAGUCAGCAUACAGAGGCCAUCAAGCUCGGAAGAGGGUAGCUGAUGAGAAAAGCAAAGCAAAGUUGGAGGCCUUCAUCAUCCAGUUUCAGGCUGUUUGCCGAGGCUAUCUCGCAAAAAAGAGGUACAAAGAGAUGGUAGAUGAGAAGAAUAAAGCAGCAACCAAGAUUCAGGCUCGCUACAGAGGGCAUAAAGAAAGGAAGAGCUUUAAAAGAAAGCUGGAAGCCAGAGAGAAAGAGAAAGCAGAGACUGCUUCCAAAGAAAAUGAGGAACAGAUAGCAAAACCAGAGAAUGAUGCAAAGAACGAGGAGGAGGAAACUAAAGCUGCAGUGGUUCUUCAAAGCAACUAUAGGGGCUACAAAGAGAGAAAAAAGUUUAAGGAGAGAAAAAAGACGAUGGCUGGAGCAGAGCUGGAAUUGCCAAAUGCAACAGCGGAAGAGGGACAGGAAAAAGAUGUCCAAGAGUUGGCUAACAAAGAAGGAGCAGGUGAAAAGUCAGCUGAUAAACAAGAGGAGAAUGAGGAAGAUGAAGAAAGUACUUAUGAAGCAGAGGAGAAUGAUGACAGUGAUAAUACUCAGGUGCCAGAAGAUGAGCACACAGAAGUGGCGGAGGAAGCAGUGAUUCAGGAUGCUGAGCCUAAAAAAGAAGAGCAGGAGGAUGGUGGACAGAAAAAAACUGCAGGUGAGGAAGCUGCUGAUUUAGAAGAGGAAACCAAGGCAGCCACUGUUCUCCAGAGUAACUUCAGGGGCUACAAAGAGCGGAAGAAAUUAGAGGAAGAAGGCAAAAUCCCAGCUAGGAAACAGAAAGCAAAAAGUCCUGCAGGGGACGAAGUGCUGGAAAAGGAACCAGGUAGUGACGAGGCAGAAAAAGAAGCCUCGACAACAGCUGAAAAUGCAGAUGAGACCAAAGCGGCUGUAGUGCUUCAGAGCAAUUUCAGAGGCCACAAGGAGCGCAAACGACUCGAAGAGGAGGGAAAGCUCCCCAAGAAAAGGCAGAAGGAGAAUGAUGUUCCUCCAGAGCCUCCAAAGGAGGAAGAGACAGAGGAAUCUCUUCCAGAACACCAGGAGAACACUUCUAGUGAGAACCGAGAAGGGCUGGAUGAAGAGAAAGCAGCUACUGUCAUCCAGAGUAACUUCAGAGGCCACCGGGACCGAAAGAAAAUGAAAGCUGAGAGGGAAGCACAAUUGAAAGCUAAGGAGGAAUCUGGGACUCCCACUGAUGCAGAACAGGAGGAGGCUGUGGACAUCACUGAUGUGGUAAUUGAACGUAAAGAUGAGACAGACGUUGAAAAACAAAGACUGGAGGAAGAACACGCUGCAGUGAAGAUCCAGAGUAACUUCAGAGGGUACAAGGACAGGAAGAACCUGAAGGCCAACAAGGAAGCUGCACAGAAAGAGACAAGAAGGCUGGAGAGCUUCUCCAGACAGAUCGCAAAGACGUCUGAGGACUUUCUGACUCUGCAGCAGAAGCUGAAUGAGAUCAUCCAGGCCCAUCAAUCAGACCCUGAGAACAAUGGCAUGUUGUUUGUGAGAGGAAACGCAAUCAAUGGUAGCUUCACUCCCCAGCGUCGCCAUUCAACUGACAAAAGAUUGUCGAGAACCCCCCGCAGGAACCAGCAGCCAAAGACCCUGAAUACACCAGAGGACUCCACCUAUUACAACCUGAUUCAUCGGUCUGUCCAAGAUGAUAAACGCAAACCCAGGAAAGAGGGCUCAGGGAAACUGUUGGAUGUGGAUGACCACUACUACCCAGCCCUCUCUACCAGCCGUUCUGAACCCUCCAUGUCCAAAGAGAACACAUCAUCCAUGCCUGAGAGGAAGCAAUCUAUAGGGAGGAGGCGGUCAAUGGAAAGGAGGCGGUCCGUAGAGAGGAAGCAGUCCAUGGACAGGAGACGAUCUAUGGAUAGAAGGCAGUUUGGGGACAGGAGGCAGUCUGUAGAGCAGAGACUGACUGCUCCCAGUCGACAGAUCCGAGAGAGGGCCGCCACUGAACCGGAGCGUCCCAAAUCUGCCAAAGAAAACAGACGCUCUGUUCCCAGAAUGGCCUCCACGGAGAGCCGGACUGAAGAGAAUCCAUACGACUUCAGACAUCUACUGAGGAAGACCUCGCAGAGACAAAGGCUGAUCAAACAUUACUGAAUACAGGAAGUGACUUUUGGCUAUUCAGGACUUGAUCGGUCGGGAUCACUGAUCGCACCAUGUGGCAGUUUGUUCUGGUGUCCUGCUAACAGCAGCACAUGUUUCAUUUAUUUUAUUGAUCUUCAGACACAUUGUAUAACAGUUUGGGUAGGAAAUGAAACUCCUCUGGACUUAACUGGACAGACUGUAUUGAUUUCCAUGCAUACAGUGAACACAGAGUACAGUCAAUGUAAAUAACAAGAUGUCAUACUUUUAAACUUGCUGUAAAAUAAGGUUUUAUUUAUGAGACCAACAGUCUAGUUACUGGUAUUCUGUAUUUCCAAUGUUUUUUCUUCGAUAUCUUUAUUUUCUUUCAAAAAAUUUGCAGGUUGUGCUCUUAAAACUUUGCAUUUCAAGUCAUUCCGAAGUCUAAUCAGCUUCAUAUUGUGAAGAAUUUACAUUAUUUUAUCUGCUCAAAUGUUCAGUUUGUUCACUUAAACAAAAAAAUAUAUUAAA